ACACAUCCCUCCACAUCCGAUAAGAUACUAAGCAGUUUUGCUACUACUAGCGUCUACCUGCGCAAUGCCGACGUCGUACUUGAACGUCGUAAAAUCUCAACACUACGACAUAAUGUAGAUACAGAAACUAGAGAGCACGGUAAUAGGGAUACCUGGAGACAACUCUCUAAUUUAGUUGAUAUUGCUACGUUAGGUUCUUUAAAAGUUAGGGUAAAACAGGUAAAAGAGGUCAUUCAUUCACUACAGGUAGAUAAUAAGCUUCUCUACUACGAAAACGAUGAACUAAGCUCUGGAAUUACUACUAAAAAACAGUUAAAGAAGCAGAAUAAGAUUCUACAACUAUAG
This is a messenger RNA of Bipolaris victoriae FI3, 345 nucleotides long. RefSeq lists its product as hypothetical. The transcript has a single exon. The record is from RefSeq and is a predicted model, not a curated record. The annotation marks the transcript as partial. Lineage: Eukaryota; Fungi; Ascomycota; Dothideomycetes; Pleosporales; Pleosporaceae.